This is a messenger RNA of Antechinus flavipes (yellow-footed antechinus), 2474 nucleotides long. It is a transcript of the gene ARMH1, whose product is annotated as armadillo like helical domain containing 1. Bases 792 to 2261 code for a protein of 489 amino acids. The record is from RefSeq and is a predicted model, not a curated record. The transcript has 11 exons. Lineage: Eukaryota; Metazoa; Chordata; Mammalia; Dasyuromorphia; Dasyuridae.
GGGAGUGGUCCCUGGAAAGGACGGGUGGCCGUGCACCCGGUGUCUCCACACAGGGCAGAUCAUUGCUCCCGAAUAAAACGCUGAGAGCAGGCCCCAUCAAUAUCUCAAAUCCGCGUACGGAAAUGUUCAUUUAGAAUCAAUUUUAGGGUGUUUCAGACGGUAAAGUCCUUUUAACUAGAUCUCUGGUGAGGGUGCAGAGGCGGUUUAUGGGGCUGUAAAUUCUGGGCCGAGCGGUCUCAGUGCAGUGCACGUCUUCCCUGCUCCGAGCCGUUCCCUCCGUCCCAGCCGGGGCCCCUGCGAGCAUUGUUGCCCAAAUAUUCUGUAAAUCACCGGCAGGCCCGCGCUAAUGUGAAAUAUGACUUUCAGUCGUCUGUUAGACACAAGAGGAGCGCCCGCCUCACGCCCAUCACCACUAACAUUGGUUAUGGGUAAUAACACUUUCCAUCACAACUAUUUUUGGAAAACGGGUUUAUUUUAGACCUUCCCUCCCCCAAAGGAUACACUGAAAACACUCUGCCAAGGACACAGCCUCCUACAAGCCACAGCCCAUUAAGCCAAUGAGGAAACAGAAACUUUCCUCCCCACCCUGAACUUCUUCAGAGGGAAAAAGAAAAAGGAAAAAGCAGGCGUGGGGAGACCCAAUAAAGCAGACAAGGUUGCCCACGUGUGAGGCCCAGGGAAGCCCCUUUCCCGUGUUCGGAGGGAGGCAUUGUGGGGUGACUGGGACCCCCACCUGGAGGGGCUGACCAUCCUCCAGCUGCUAGCUUCAAUAGAGGCCCCGAACAGCAUAAAUGGGGCAGCCCUUGGAGGCGGGGAGGCUGGAUGCCUCAGCGGUGGUCGGACUGCCUCCGGGGGCCCCAGGGUGCUGGGGGGGCUCCGGCCGGCCGGCCCACCAGCUUCCUCCCUUCGGCCACAGGUUUGCUGCAAGCCCCAGACUCAUGACCUCCAUCAAGGAGCAGGCGGCCAUCAGCCGACUGCUGAGCUUCCUGCAGGAGUGGGACAACGCCGGCAAAGUGGCCAGGUGCCACAUCCUGGACAGGUUCAUCAGAUUCAACCACAGCAAGACGGCCCCAGAGCUGGAGCAGGAGUUUUCCCAAGGGGCCAGCUUGUUCCUGGCGCGUCUGACCACGUGGCUGCGACUCAGCUACAUGGCUGGGACCUGCUUAAAAAAGCUGCUCAAGUCCAUCGGCAUCUUCCUCUCCGCCGUGAGCAGUAAUCGGUACCUGGUGGAAUUCCUUGAGGUUGGAGGAGUCUUGACCCUUUUGGAAAUCCUUGGACUAGAGAAAGUAAAGGAAGAGGACAAAAAGGAGGCUGUCCUGCUGCUCCAGAUGGUCGCCAACUGUGGACGGAAGUACAAGGAGCUCAUCUGUGAGAGCUACGGUGUGCGAUCCAUCGCAGAGUUUAUGGCAAAGUCCAAGUGCGAAGACGCCCAGGAGGAGGUGCAGAUCCUGCUGGACUCCCUGGUCCACGGGAACCCCAAGUACCAGCACCAGGUGUACAAAGGCCUGAUUGCUCUGAUACCUUGUGCCAGCCCCAAAGCCCAGCAGCUGUCGCUUCAGACGCUCAGAAUAGCCCAGGUCAUUGUGGGGACAGUGCACCCCUCCAUAGUGGAGUUCCUAAUGGGGGUCCUGCGCACCAUGCACCUGGAAGUCCAGUACGAAGCCAUCGAGCUGAUCAAGGACCUCAUCAAAACUGACAUCCGGACUGCCCUACUUAAAGGGCUGGUUGGGCUCCUGAGACCAUCAGCCAAAGACACCUCCAAGCUUCAGCCCAAGGUCUUAGAAGAUCCAACAGUAUUUCAGGUCUCUGGACACCUUCCUGUGUUUCUGCAGCAAGCUGCAGCUGCCAAGACCAUUGGGAUCAUAUCUCGGAAGUCCAUGUCCGUGGCAGAGGAGCUGUUGUCCCUGCAGGUGAUCAGUGAGCUGAUGUUCGCCAUGGGCAACCGGGACCACAGCAACAGCCAGCGGCUGGCCAGCCUCACCCUGGAGUACUUUGUCCAGACAUUCCCCAUAGUGGAGGAGCAUGUGCAAACGGCCAUGGGGGAUACCCUGUUUCAGCUUUUCAUGGACAACGCGGAGGACUUGUACUUGAUUGUGGACAACAUCCAGGCCGACGUCCUGGCCUCCAACAAGGUCAACAUCCCUUUCGUCUUCGUCUCCCCGACUCCCUGGGAGGGCCUCAAAGUCCCCACGUCUGGGGAAGAAGAGGACAAGAAAGAGGAGGUGGCUAAGAAGAGUGAAAAGCAGACAAAGUUCCUCUGAAAUUGCCCCACCUCUGGCCUAGUACCCCUCACCCCUGCCGGCGGCCACCCGCUAAAGUGGGGAAAGAGGAGGCUACUGAGGCCAGAGGUGCAGAAGCAGCUCUGGGGACUCCCCAUCCUGGGGUUCCACGGCUGCCCCUUCGCUGCCCCUCCAAUCUCUGUGCUUCUGAGGAAUGUGAGCCCAAUGAAUGGAGCCCAGGCAAUGAACAAUGUC